AUGCAAGAGUUUGACGAACUUAAUAAGGGAGUAGUUCGAGGAGUUGUUCGUCGUAAAGAGAAUUACUUCACGGACGCAUUUUCCAAAUAUCAAGACCAAAUCAACGCACUCAAAAAGAAUAACCAACACGAUACUUUCUUUGGCAUAGUGGAAGAGAUGUCACAUUUAUUUGCAGUGUUUCUUUGCCCACGGUAUAACGCAGACACGAAUAAGGUCAUCGAAACCAUCAGUGGCUAUUUCAAAAAGGUCAAAGAAACAACAGAAGACAUUGAAUCCAAUUUUUCGGAACAGCUCCGUCUUGUGAGUACGAUGAACAAAGGGUUCGCUAAAGUCAAAAAUAGGGUUAUUUAUCAAAUGAAGAAAAGUAAAGGGAUAGCAAACAAAGAGGAUGAAAAGAAUGCAGAAGAAUCGAGUUCAGAGAGUUUUAGUAGUUAUUCAAGUAACAGUAAUGAUGAGGAUAGUAGUUUCACAACUUCAAGUGUUUCCAAUUUCACAGAGAGUGACAAUGAUACCGAAUCCAGUGAACCCGUCACAAAGAAGAAGACUAAAAAAGCGAAGACGACGAAAAAGACGACGAAAAAAUCCACAAAAAAGUCGACCAAAAAAACAACCAAAAAAGCCACAAAAAAGGAUGAACAAUCUGAAACAGAAACAAAGAGCGAAGCAAACGACAAACCGUUCUUUGCAAAGGAAAUGGAAGAGUUUAAGAAAGCGCAAGACAACUUUGACGUCGAAGAGGUCAGUACACAAUUUGAGCAAUUCAAGAAUGGUGUAGUGAAGUUAGUAGAAAACAAAAUGAAUGAUAACAUGUUAGUCACCGAAGAUAUGAAUUUUUCGAAGAAAAUGGUCAAUACUAGUACGGUAAGUAAAGGGAGAUGUUUUGGGGUCGUUGGACUUGGUAAGAUCGAAAAGACUGGAAACCCUAAAGAAGAUUUACAAGAAAUUGUCACACGAAUCACUAUUAUGCAACGUACUAAAAACGUCUCGUCGAUGCCAGUGACUUUUUUACAUAUGGCGUUAUUGGAGAAUGGAGUGAAAGUCCUUCCCCGAGUGCUUUUGAAGGAUUUUGCUGAAUUAGGGUUUCCGUUUUUUGGGUAUGAGGAAAUUGUGAAGUCGUUACGCGAGAAGCACGACGGUGGGAUUUUCACGUUCAAAAAUUUGGUUGAAUUUGUCAACCCGAUGUUCAUUGAAGAAGAAGAGCCAUACUAUAAAACCCUUUUGUCCAUUGACUUAACUAAUUUGACGGUGGCGGAUAGGAUAUCAUUAACUGUGCAAGCUCUCUAUUUGCCCAAAGAGAUUGGGGAGAAAGCGUUGGCGAUGUAUCAGUACAUUGUACAUAGUUGCGAAAUUUCAAGUACGACCGAAUACAUGAUAUUUGCAUGUGUAUUUGAGGCGUUACGGUUCACGACGAGAGGAUGGGAGACGAUGGACCCGAAUUAUUUCUUGUUCAAGUACAUAGAGAAGUAUGGAAGAGUCGUUUCUGCUGUUCAGAAUAUCAACGUGCCGGAUGUGAGUGUUGUGAUACGAACUGAACGAGUGAAACAAAUUGGAAAUGCCAUGGAGAACAUUUCUAUUGUUCAAAAGACGGAAUUGAAAGAAAAGGUAGCGAAGAAGAUGACAAAAGUGAUGCGAGCGACUGAGAAUUGGAAGAGGAGAGUGAGUGGGAAAGAAGAGAUAUUGUUUGGUGAUGAAGAUGAACGUGCUGAGACACUGAUUGGUUCGAACACUACAACAGUCAAUGGCAGUGACACUGAUUCGUUCAAGAACACUGAGAACAAAGACGCGAAAAUAGAAGAAUUAAAGAAGGAAUAUGGUUUUAUUGUCGAAGAUAUAGACAGCAAGACUAUUGGUCCAAUGAUGUGUGAGAGUGUAUCUAUCGAAGAUGAACAAAAAGAAAAGGAACGUGUGACGAAUAUGAUGUGUGAGUGGAUUUCAAGUGACAAGAAAAGCGAAUUUAAGGCGGUGAAAAAGUUUGCCAAACCGGUUCAGUCUCCAACAAAAGAAAAAGAAGACUCUCUUGAUUCAGAAAUCGACCAAAUGCUCAUCACUCCCCAUUUCGAUUCAAAAGUGACACAACUCACAGUGAAGUUACAAGAGACGUAUCGAUUCACUAAAGAAUUUACAGAUCAAAUCACUGCCAACCAGUUCAAAGAAAUUACAACGGAGUUUGGUGUUAUAACAGUGGACGAACAGACCAUUGCGUGCAAAAACGUGUCGCUGUUUUGUAUUGAUGAAAUCACACGAACGUCGCGAAGUGACACAUUUUUCUUUACAGAGUUCCCAUUGACAGAGACGGAACGUGUUGUGAUUGACAUAUUCUCGAGACUGUUAUGUGUCGAUUUUGAUACAUUUAAUGACAAAAUUAAAGAGUAUAUAUGCGCGAUCGAUGAGGUGAUAUUGUCGUUCCAUCACCGAGUCCUUAGUAAAGAGAAACUUAACAAGCGAAAGGCGAAGAAGACGAAGUAA
Messenger RNA from Entamoeba invadens IP1, 2466 nucleotides. RefSeq lists its product as hypothetical. The record is from RefSeq and is a predicted model, not a curated record. NCBI's taxonomy places the organism in Eukaryota, Evosea, Mastigamoebida, Endamoebidae. The transcript has a single exon. Bases 1 to 2466 code for a protein of 821 amino acids.